Messenger RNA from Aegilops tauschii subsp. strangulata, 1260 nucleotides. The record is from RefSeq and is a predicted model, not a curated record. Lineage: Eukaryota; Viridiplantae; Streptophyta; Magnoliopsida; Poales; Poaceae.
CGUCUGCUCCUCGGCGGCAGAGACGGCGACCGCGCCCUCCUACUUGUCCGAGAUCCUCUGACCGGGGAGGAGCACUCCAUCCCGCCGGCGCCUGGCCUUCUCCCCGGGCAGAGCUGCGGCGCAGCGCUGAUCUGCGACGCCAACCAUGCUAAGGGCGAGGACUGCCACUCAUCGCCGUUCCGCGUCGUCUUUGCAUAUAGCGAGGACUAUCCACCCGGCGGCUGGCACCCGCCCAUGGCUCUCAUCAGCACCUUCGCCUGGGUGUACAGCUCAAAGAAAAGAAGCUGGGGUGGCCGCCCGGCGGCGGCCAUGGGCGUCAAAUGCUACUUCGAUCCGAAGCCGAGCGCCGUGGUUGACAAAGGUGCCUCCGUGGCCGUGAGAUGGAUGACGAUGACGGCUGGGGAGGGCAAUGCAGUGCAAGACCUACUCCUAGAAUUCCACCUCGACACACAAACUCUACAACUCAACAGAUACCAGAUGAAUUACGCGGCGACCACUUUGUUCUCGCGCCGACCGUGGUGGACGCGCCCGUCGGCAUCGCCGGCGUGAUUGAGAACUGUGUGGUGUUACUUUCCAGGGUGAAUGGCGUUGAAGGCUGGAUUCCACGUAUCGUAGCUAGACUGGACAAUCUACUGCCCGCUGGUCCUGCUGAGAAUGGUGGCAUUGGGCUUCUGCCUUUUGAGAUGGGGUACGCUGAUGAGGAGGAAGAUGAACUGGCAGAUGACUGGACUGAGCCGCGGGUGAUCGGGGUCUCGGAGGAAGGGGACACCAUUUUCUUGCAGACGGAGAUGGGUAUUUUCAUGGUCAACUCAGAGUCUGGGCAGCAUAAGCGAGUUCUUCAAGCGGAUCAGUCUUUCUCGGGUGUUUAUCCCUACUCCACCUUCUAUACAGCAGCUGGUAAAGCAGUUUUUGAUGAUGUACAACAGGACCAACAGAACAACAAUAUACAAUCAGGUGGACAAAUCAGUACUUUAGGUGAAAGUAGCGAUGGCGGUGCUGACUAGUUUUUGUUCAAUAAAGAGGUACCAAACCGCUUCUAAGGUGAUUUGAUAUAAUGGACAUAUGAUUGCUUGAGCAUCAAAAUUGAACUUGUCCUACAAAAUAUAGUUGUUCUAUGCCCAUAAUAGUUUCUCCUAUUUACUGAAUUGGAUCUGUGUUAUCCUUGACGAUUUUCCUUACCUAUGGUUCCUAAUAUUCCUAGGACAUUAUACAUGCAAGAAGUGAACAUUAAACAUUUUGGAUUGAGAUAUUUAUUUGCAA